CUUUCCAAGACAGAGUAGCAUGGAAGACCCUCUUGGUUCCAUAUUCAGUUAUGAAGAAAGUCCUGAUCAAUUGAGGCAAAAGCUUAUAGACACAAUGGUUGAACUAGAAGAAGCAAGGAAUGUGAAGAAUGAAUUGCUCAACAUGAUUGAAAUAGCUAAUAAAGAAAGAGACCAAGCUAGAGAACAACUUCAAAAUCUAAAGAAAAAAUUUGUCCCUUCUAACAACACAAACAUGUUUUUUGACAACAACAUUAACAACAACCUUGUAAUGUUUCAUUCGACCAAAGCAAAUUCAAGCAUAACAGAAUCCAACAGUCCUUCACACGUGUCAUCUCCAAUUGAAGCUGUUUCAUCACCUGAGUUUUCAAAUGUUGGUGUUGAUUCACAUAACAACAUGAGUUUUUUCAAAGGGUCAAUUAGUAACAAGUUUGAUCCAGUUAAUGAUAUUGGAAAUGCUGUUAUUGAUUCUCUUGUUAGUGGAAAAGUGUUACCACAAAAGGGUAAACUUCUUGAUGCUGUUAUGAAUGCUGGUCCUUUAAUUCAGAAUCUUGUUCUUUCUGGUCCACUUCCUAAUUGGAAAAAUCCACCUCCUUUGGAUUCAAUGCAAAUUCCACCUUUUGAUAUUAAAGAAAUUGAUGAGCUCAACUUGUUUCGGAAUUCAACACUUCCAUCUUCUCACUCUUUUGGAUCAAUGCCAAUUAUCAAUGUUGAUGGUGUCACACCUAGCUCUUGCAACAACAAUACUUGGAAGUCUACUUCAAAUUCUAGCUUCAAGAAACAAAAGCAUCAAUAUUUUUUAUGAAUUCCCAUUCCCAUUCGUCGCCCUUUUUUUAGCGGAUACUUUAGAUUGAAAGUGUGUCCAGAGUUUUUGACACUAAGACGACAUUGAUUACUUAUGUUCUUCAAAUUACUACCAUAAUAUAUGUGUCAGUGUCAAUAUCGUAUUUGAUGUUGUGUCGAUACUUUUGUAGGUAACACAACACAACCAUUGGUGUAAAUGGCAUUAAAACCUUUUUGGUUUACUUUUA
Molecule: messenger RNA, 1028 nt
Organism: Trifolium pratense (red clover)
Lineage: Eukaryota; Viridiplantae; Streptophyta; Magnoliopsida; Fabales; Fabaceae
Product: ras guanine nucleotide exchange factor Q-like
Exons: 2
Coding region: 20-802 (260 amino acids)
Source: RefSeq, a predicted model, not a curated record